CAUCAAUCAUCACCUUGUUUGUAACCUCCGCGCGCUCAUCCUGGUCCAAGUACCACUGUAUUAUCUUUCCAAUAUGAUAUUCCCGCCACCCUCACCAAAGAUGGCUCGCAAGCUGCCGGGUAACGAUAUCGAAAACGAACACCAGCUGUCACCACCAUUGUCUCCAAAGAGGUCUUUUGCACAGGACGGCUUUGAUCCUGUAGACUCCAAGCGUCGUCAUGUGCUUUUGGAGGGGCUCAACGGACAGAGCUUGCGCAGGCGAGUGCCGCUUGAUCCGCUAGCUGUGUCGGGCAUGGAGGACAACUCCGGUUGCGACAUGCAAUGGGUAGACCCAGACUUGCAUCUCUCCAUACCUGCAUCUCCCUCUUGUCCUGAUCUCCGAUCCUUCUCACAAGGAAAAUCGUGGGGACAGCCAUGCAGUGCCACCGGAAAAUCCAUGGCAGGCUCAGUUUACACAUGGCCUCCGGCUGUCCAAUGUGACAAUGCCGUUCGGGGUCUUGUGCCCAGACGCAGUGGAGCAGGAUACGAUAUAUUGUGCUGCUCAGAUGACUACCAGUUAUCUCGAUCCCCGUCCAGUUUACCCCUAUCGGAGAACCUCAUGCUGGAUACCCCUCAAACGAAACAUGGGUACCAUUCCCGGUCUACACGUGCACGCACAAAUUCCUCUGCGUAUGUCCGCUGUCCGCCUGGUGAUCCCCCGCAAGCUACGACCGCAGAAGACCCCCUAAUUGGCGACAUGGCCUCUCCGCCGCUGCGAUUGGUGCGCAGGACCCUGUCUCCACCUGGGCUGUCCCCUUACCGCCCCAAGCUGACGCGCCGUAGUUCGGACACCAAUCUCAUUGCUAGUGGCUCGGUGUCGUUAUCCCUUGCUUCAGGAACGCAGCCAUUGCAUACUUCAGAACAGCCAAAAUCCGUCCCACCCAUUGGCGCUGAACGUAGCAGGGUGAUGCGCAUAAUAUCUAGUCGUUCCUCAAGCGAGAAAUCUAGACUGUCAUUCACUCGAGAUUUACCCACCCAUGACCCUUCUUUUUAUCUUUGUCCCACGCAUAACCCACUACAGUCGGUCCCAAUCUCGCAGGAAGAUUUCUAUGCCUGCGACAUUCAUCAAUCCUCCCGUUUCGAGGAGGUAUGCACGCACUGUCAAGAGUGCAAACGAGAUUCGGUCGGAAAGCGUCUCCUGGCGUUUAAAUAUCGCCAAAGCUCCCUGCAAAAGCAUCGCUCGUACGACUUCGGUCUCCCUAUUCCUGGGCAUGUUCCGUUGGACAUGCUUGGCGGAUUCGACUGCGACGAGCGAAGCUUGUGGGACGAGGUGGCAGCUGUCACCCCUGCAGAGCCAUUCUCCCGCAAUGGCUCUUCUACCGCCUUUGGCGGCUCCACAGGACGCAUCCUAGACACCCACGCAUUCGAGGACGACUUCCCGGAAGUCCCAGAUGAAGAUAUGCUCACGCACAUGUCUCUUCGUGAGGUGUCUGUUUACUGAACAGAGGACUGGUCCGUAAUUAUCCCCGAUCUACCAAUAUGUUAACAAACCAUUGAACCCUUCGCUGUGUUGCAACCGACGUAGAAACAAGUGUACUGUAAUUGCUCACAUAUACACAUGAUCUUAAUGUGUUAUUCAUGGAGCAUCUUUUUUGGUAUUUAAUGCGCUUUUCUUCAGAUGUACAUACGUGUAUGUACGGAGGUGGUACAGGUGUGAUGAAUAAAAAAUGAAGAACUACAU
Pisolithus orientalis is the source of this 1720-nucleotide messenger RNA. RefSeq lists its product as uncharacterized. The record is from RefSeq and is a predicted model, not a curated record. The transcript has 5 exons. The coding region runs from base 74 to 1480 and encodes 468 amino acids. NCBI's taxonomy places the organism in Eukaryota, Fungi, Basidiomycota, Agaricomycetes, Boletales, Pisolithaceae.